Messenger RNA from Apis cerana (Asiatic honeybee), 13742 nucleotides. RefSeq names its product telomerase-binding protein EST1A. Gene Ontology annotation, cellular component: telomerase holoenzyme complex. Gene Ontology annotation, molecular function: protein binding; telomerase RNA binding; telomeric repeat DNA binding. NCBI's taxonomy places the organism in Eukaryota, Metazoa, Arthropoda, Insecta, Hymenoptera, Apidae. Gene Ontology annotation, biological process: nuclear-transcribed mRNA catabolic process, nonsense-mediated decay. The record is from RefSeq and is a predicted model, not a curated record.
UUAUAUUUUAUGUGUACGUAGUUAAUAAACACGUAUGCCCCUUUCAAUUUUGUUGGGUGCAUUUACAGAGUUAACCUCACCAAACAAGCUAACCUAAAAAUACAGCGGGAAUUAUUAUGCUGUGAUAUGUUGUGAAAUUUACCAGAAUAAUUCAAAAUUAGAAAAGGACAGAUCAAUGGGAAUGAGAGGUGGAGGAAAUAGAGCAUCUCAAGCUUUAUAUAGGCCAGGAAGUGGACCUCUUCGAAAAUCGGGCAGAUCUACAGACGAUUUAGAUAAUGAAAAUAUCUCACAAGAAAAACCUAAAUCAAGCUCCGUCCAACAUCGCUUAAAACAAUCACAACUCAAUAGAUCUAAUCAAUCUCAAAAUAGUCCCCCAUCAUCUCAAGUUGAAAAUGUAACAGAAAAAUUGAAUGAUUUAAAUAUUAACUACAGAAGCAUUACAAAUAUAGAACAAGCACAAAGUUCUUCUCAAAAUAAUCCUGGAGAUUCAAGAAGAAAAAUUAAAAAACCAGAACAACAAUUAUAUGUACCAAAAAAAGUAAAAGAAGCAUUGGCUGAACAGGAUGUAACAAAUAGAUCUCCCAAUCAAGGAGGUUGGGAACGGGAUCAAGAGAGAGAACACAGUGAAGAUCGUGAUUCUCAUUCCAAUCGUAGUCAUAAAAGCGAUAAUCAACGUAAUCGGUCGAGUGGUCAUACUAGAAGAGAUAGUGAAAGUGGAACUAAAAACCGAGAUGAACAUGGUAAAAGAUAUUCGGGUAAUCGUAGAAAUCGUCAUGGUAAUGAAAAUGAAGAGCGUUGGCGAUCUGAUUCUCCUUUAUCUAGUAGAGGUUAUGGAAAUAGAAAAGAUAAUUCUCGUGAAGUUAGACAGGGCUCAGAACCUCUUUUUGUAACAACGAAUCAUUUAAAUGAUUUUAAUCGCACUAGAGAUACACGUAGUGUAGAGCCUGCUGGACAUGCAGAAAAAUUUCAAGGCAAACCACCAUCAGGCAAAUGGGGUAGUGCAAAAGAUAGUUUGCCAAAAAAUAUAAAAAUAGAACAUUUACCACCCAGAUUACAGAAAAAAUAUCUUUUGGAUAAUGGUUUACCUUUACCACCAAGUUCAUCACCUUCAGACGAUUCAUGGAGUAUUAAUGUCUCAUUUCAGGCAUCAUCAAACUAUAAUUUCCCACCUGCAAUACAACAUUCUCAAACAAUGCAAAAUUUACCUCCAUCUGGUCCAUUACCUCCACAAUCUAAUUGGUCUAAUACAGCACCAUCGCGAACUAGAGGUAGAGGUAGACUUAGACCAGAAGAUUUAGAAAGUUCAACAAACAUUUUUAGGUGUGUUACACCUGAUCAGUAUUCAGCUCCAAGUUCCAGAUCUCAUACACCAAGUCAAGAAUAUAUGCAAAGAUCUUAUGAUCGUCGUGGCAGUAAUAGUACUAUGUACACUAGUAUGGAAAGUUUAAGUCGUGUAGACAGUUCAGUGCUGCCAUCAUCAGCAUCGCCAGUUAUCUCAGUGUCAAAUGUGAAUAAACGUCAAACAUCACCCGAAAAUCAUCGUCGGGGAAUAUCUCCAUCUGCAACUUUACAUCGUACUCAAACGCAACGAGUAAAUAAUACAUCUGACCGUAAUGUAAUACAAGAAAAGAAAAACGAUCAACAAAAUUCAAGUAUCAGUUCAUUAAAAAAUGAAAUUGUUAAUAUUACAUCAAAUAUAUCGGCUGAACAUCCAUUCGAUUGGAGCGAAGAAGUAGAAUUAAGUGAAAAACUAGAAGCUGAGCGUGCAAGUCGUAGUUCAUCUGUAUUGAGUUUACGUGAAAAUGUUAAUAUAUCAGGAAAUGAAACAACAAGUAAUCAUAGUCGACGUAAAAAAAAAAAGCGUGAAAAGAAACAUGCAGAUCGUGGGAGAAGUAACAGCAGAGAUAAAACUCGUGUUAAUAGUCGUGAUCGACAAAACAAUCAACAAAAUAGAGAAAAUGAUAACUAUAAUAAUAAUCAAAAGAAUAGUAGCAGUAGUAGAAGAUACGAUCAUAGAAGACAUCGCAAUAUUAUACAGCGUAGCCGAGAAUCUAGUAAAGAUAGAAAUUAUCGUGGUGGUAAUCGAAACUUUGAUGACCUUCAUAGACAUAGAUUAUCUGAUCGAUAUUUAGAUGAAAAUUGGAGAACAGGUAGAAAAAUGUCAAUUUGUGACUCUGACGAUGGACGACAAACACCUAAUAUUUCUUCUCAUUCUAUCUCGUUGUCAAAUACAUUAUCCACACACCAAACUUCACCUAGUGGAUAUACCAGUUCUCAACCACCAGGUGUUUUAGUGUUACCCGAUACUAGCCAAUCUCCGCCUAGUCACCCAGUUUCGAGGCAACAAGGAACACAACAGCAAAGAACGUUGUUUGAUCCCAACAAUCCUAAUAAACCUAUUGUUAUUACUUCACCCAGUAGUAGAGCAGUAGUACAAAGAGAAACUGAAACAAUAUCUCAAGGUUCGACUAUACCAGUGUUUCAAUCCCAUGGAGGUAUUACUUCUACUCAUCAUAGUUUUCAGGGAGCACAUUUAGAUGGUGUACCACCACCAUAUAUGACAAAUGACCAAUUUGGAAAUAUAAGACCUUCGUGGUAUGAUCCUUAUUCUGAUAGUUUUCGAUUAGCCAAAAACCCUUAUUUACUCUUGGAUAUAGAACGUGCUGAUUUAGAAUUGCAAUGGAUAUUAAGUUCCGGUGGUUUUACAUCAAAUUGGGAGAGGGUUUUAUAUAUAAGACACUUUCUACAAGAAAGUUUAAAAACUUUGCUCGAGACUGAUAUUAAAUUUUGCCAAGCUGAGAAUGUUGAACAACAUUUUUGGAAAAUACUUUUUUAUAAUAUGAUUGAAAUGCUACGAAAAGGCAUGCCUAAGGAAAGUUCUGAAGGGCGAGAACAUUAUAAAAAAAUUAUGUUACAAAUUAUUGACGAUGGUACUGUAUAUUUAGAGAGUUUAUUGACUGUCCUUGAAACCAAAUAUGAAUUUAAAUUGGAUACAUUUCUUGCAUCGUCAACUUUGCCUAAGGGCCUUGGGAUCUUAGGUUUAGCCUUAGUAAGUGCGCAAAAAAUAUAUCUAUUUUUGGGUGACUUGGCGCGAUAUAGAGAACAAGCAAAUGAAACAAAUAAUUAUGGAAAAUCUAGACAAUGGUAUUUAAAAGCACAACAACUUAAUCCAAAGAAUGGAAGGCCUUACAAUCAGCUUGCAUUGUUAGCACAUUACGCUAGACGGAAAUUAGAUGCGGUAUAUUAUUAUAUGCGAUCCCUUAUGGCAUCUAAUCCUUUCCAUUCUGCGCGAGAGAGUUUAAUAGCACUUUUUGAUGAAAAUAGAAAAAAGUAUGAAUCAACGGAACGGAAAAGGAAAGAGGAGAGAGAAUGGAAAGAACGAGCCAGAAUGAAAGAGAAAGAAGGAGCGAAUAAUAUUGGUGGAGGAUUAAGGAGAGAAAUUUGGGUUCAUCCUGGUGGAAGACGAGUUCGUCGUACAACUACUGCAGCCACUGCCAAUGAAGCGAGAUUAUCUCAUAGUGAUUUAGAAGAAUUGGCACAAUUAAGCAGUGUCGAGGUGAAUAAACGAUUUGUCACAUCUUAUCUUCACGUUCAUGGGAAACUGAUCAACAAGAUAGGAAUGGAGACGUUCCAAGAAGCCGGUGUUCAGAUGUUGAAAGAGUUCAGGGCGCUUCUUCAACACUCGCCACUGCCUCUACCCGGUACACGACUUCUUCAGUUGCUGGCUUUGAACAUGUUCGCCAUCGAGUCGACCCAGCUGAAAGAUUCCCAAAUGGAGCAAGGGUACCGGUCCGAGGUCCAAGAAAGGGCACUGGUCGUAUCCUUACAGAUGUUCAAUCUGAUUUUAGAACGUGGCGUGUCCUUGCUCAAGUCUCAGUUGGACAGCGGCGAGGAGCCGAGGAUGGUUGUUAGCGAGGACAUGCAAGUCCUUUUACCAGCUAUCAAGAUCUGGUGCGAUUGGAUGCUCUGUCAUAGUACCGUCUGGAAUCCGCCACCAUCUUGCACGGACUACAGAGUCGGCCCACCCGGGGACGCGUGGAGCAGGCUGGCCACGAUGGUGAACUUGCUGGAAAAAUUGAAUUACUCCAGAAUGAUCCUUAUCCAGGCCAAGGACGCGGAGGGUCGAGAAGACGAACUUGAAUUGGUAAAACUGCCGGAAGAUAUGACUUUGGCAGGAUUCACUCCGUUGAUGUCAAAUCCUCAAGAUCCUUGUUAUGCCGAGAAGAACGAAGAUAUGGAAGUCGCUCAAGUGUGUCUCAGGAUAAACAAGAUUCUGUUCUUCGGCCAAGUGUUCCUGUGCGGCCUCGAGACACCGGUAUUGAAGUUGCAAAAGAGCGAAACUGGCGUAAGCGAGUACGUUUCUGUGGUAGAGGCUUCGAGCACAAGUACGCCGAGUUCACCACCGGAACAGAGCGACUCCGAGCUUCUGGUAGAAAGUUACAGCGAGGGUGAGGACGAGCCUGUAUCCACCAUGAGGAGAUUACCCUUGUGCACAGACGUACCUGACGAUAGCACCGCCCCCGUGGCUGCGGUCGAGAUAAGGUCGCUGAUCGAGAGAAAAGAGGAACUUGAGAGGCGGCAACGGAAACAGGAUCGUCACAGGCAGCGAGUCCAGCAAAUAUUACAAAAGUCUUCAGUAUCAGUGGAGAUCGAAGUGAGACCUAGACAAUUGGUGCCGGAUACUAAUUGCUUUAUCGACUACUUACCACAAUUGCAAAAUAUCACGAAGGCGGUUUCCGGUGCACAGCCAAUUUACACGCUCAUGGUACCACUUGUAGUUCUGAACGAGCUCGAGGGCCUAGCAAGGGGUGCAGACGCCAGAGAUUGUCCUCCAGCUUCGAGGGCAACUUUGGAUCCAGAACAUGUGGCAAGAGUGGCUGAGAGCGCGAAAGCGGCUUUGGCAUUUGCAAGAAGCAGAAAUCCAGCGAUUCGAUGUUUAACCACGAGAGGGACUGUCCUUACGUCCAGUACAUUCACGGUAGAAGAGGAUGUUGAUAAGGACGGGCUGACAAGAAACGAUGACAGAAUACUUGCUACGUGCUUGAGCCUCUGCAAGGCGGGUAACAAAGAUCAAGCGAAUGCAGAAGAGGGUCAGCCACGACGACUGAGAAGGGAGGUCGUCCUGCUAACGGAGGACAGGAACCUGAGGGUGAAGGCUCUUGCCAGGGAUGUUCCUGUGAGAGAGGUACCCGAUUUCAUGCAAUGGGCCGGCCUCGGCUGAGACACUUUUCCGACCAAACACACCCGCUAACGAAAAAUCUCCCGUUACCAUCCCCGCCGAGUAAAAACUUGACCAGCAGCCAGCAGCAGCAGCAGCAGCAACAGCAGCAGCAGCAGCAGUAGCAGCAGCAAGAUAAAAAGGAAAGGAAAGAAAGCGUGGAGGAAAAAGCAGGAAAGGGAAAUGAAAAAAAACGGAAGAAGGAAAGAGGAUAUAUAUCUCUCGCCAUCGUGCUCCCCAUCCCCGACCCCGAAAAAUCAUGGCCGAUCACCCGUCAAUUUGCGCGCGACGACGGAUCUAUUUGUUUCUACACGUAAGUUCGUCCUGAUUGUCGAGGUGUAAUCCCCCACCCCCUCCCCCUCCCCGUGCCUGUUCAUCAGCUGAUGAUGCGUUCUCUUGUUGACGAGACGAAGGAAUUUUUUUUUUUUCUUUUUUUCUCUAAACAGAGAGGUAUCGGGUGAACGUGAAAAUAAUUUUCCACGGCGAUCGACGUAUUAGGGAUAUUAUUGGUAUUUCGAAUAGAAAGCGAUCCGAGUCGUUCAAUAAAAAAAAAUUAUAUGGGUGUUAAACGAGGUAGCUCGUUUUUAGUAGGAGGAGACAUUGAGAAGGAUGAGUGUGAGAGAGAGAGAGAGAGAGAGAGAAAGAGACGAGCAAAUCUAGCGUGAUCACAAACUUUAUCACCUUGGAAAUUUUCUUUCUAAUAUGUAAUACUUUUCUUAUUAUUUUGUCUAUUUUUUUUUUUCCCCUCCCCUUCAUUAUCUAUUAUCGCUUCUCAUCCUAUUUAUGUUUGUGAUUUUUCUCGCUCUAUAUUAUUUUCUUUUUUUCUUGUUCUUCUUCUUUUCUUUUCUUUUUUUUUUCUUUUUCUUUUUCUUUUUUUUUUCUGUGGUUAAUUAAUAAAAGAAUCGGAUAGAAUUAUCGAAGGGAAUAUUUCUUACGUGUGAUCAACGUAAUUCGAUUGCGAAUUAAAUUUCUUUGACCGAAUAGAGAGAAAACGAACGGGUGUCGAAAGUAACCGCGAGAGAAUGCUAAUUAGCUGAAUCAUAUCGGAGCAAGAUAAUUUAAGAGUGAGAGAAGGAGAGAGCGAGAGAAUAUAAUGGUGAUUCUCGGAUAUAUAAGAGAAAGCGAGAAAAUCGAUAGGAGAGAAGAUUAUCGGUAUUUUUACACACGAGAAUAUUUUUUUGGUUGACUUUUAUCGAUGAUGACCGCCCCGCGGCCGGCUUCAUUUUUCUGUGUACCUUCCUUUUAUCAUGUUUGUAACGAUCUAUACGAUCUAUAUAAAAUACAUAAUAUAUGUAUAUAUUUAUAUAUACAUAUGUUAUAUAUUUGUAAGCACUUUUGAAUAUUGUAUACGCCGUAUGCGGUCGUUGGAGGAUGCGUUCGGAAUCCGCGUACAUCCACGUGUGUGUCGCUUGUGUCUCCUUUUCCUCUCUUUUCCUUUUCUUCUCUCUCUCUCUCUCUCUCUCUUCCCCUCCUCUCUCUCUCUCUCUCUCUCUUUCUGGUUUUGCAAUUAUUUUUUUCUCUUUCUUCUCUUUCCAGAUUUUCGUUUUCACUUCCCUUUUCCCGACCUCCGUCUAUUUCUUUCCUUUCAUCUUUUAUUUUCCUUUUUCCCCCCUUCCUUUUCUUUUCUUUCCGUUGCACACGUAACAAAAGUUACCCUCGCACGCGGUGUGUUCCUAAUUUUUCUUUUUCCUUUUUUUUCCUCUCUCUCUUUUUUUUUUUUUUAGAAGUAAUUUUCGCUAUUUGUAACGUAUUUUUUUGUCAUUUCUAUUUUUUUCUCCUUUUUUUUUUUUUAACGAUUCGAUGAUUUUUUUAUUCUUUCGAUGUCUUUAUUUUUACUCGCUCUUAGGCUUCGUUUUGUUCUUUUUUUUUUUUUUAUAGAGAUCUCGUUGCGUCUUGUGGAUUAUCGCAGAGAACGAUUUUCGAGAGAUGAUUCGAAUUUUAAAUUUAAAAGGGUGAAAAGCGUUCGAAAUUCGCAGAUUCUUUCUUUAGAUUAAAGCGGGUAUGUUCGAUUAGAAAGGUGUAUUAUGGAUUUUUGGUGGUGAUCGUUUAUAGAUAUUGCAUUACAACUCAAGUUGUAAAAAAAAGAAAAAAAAAAAAAAAAAAAAAAAACAAGAAGAAAAAAAGAAGAAAAAUAAAAUAAAAUUUUAUAGAACUUCUUUCGAUUUCCAUGGCGAAAUAAAAGGACCAAACUAAGUAUACAAUACUUAAAUGCAAUACUUAAAACUAAUUUUCAAUUUUCAAUUUUAAAAAUCCCUUGUUUUCCCUCCCAAAUUUCAAAAGUCGUACUUUCAGAAGUCGUUAAAAACUGAUAGAUUUUAAUCCCCAUCAUAAAAAUCCGCAUACACCUAAAAAAAAAAAAAAAAAAAAAAAAAAGAAGAAAAGAAAAAAAAAAGAAAAAAAAAACAAAGAAGAAAAAAUGAAAAGAUAUUGUACACGGCCAUAGUCCACAGGACUUUACGAGAAGGAUUUUAAUUUCUUUUUAUAUAAUAAUUUUCGCGCCCGGUGUUGGCGCAACGAAAAUACGAAAAAUAUUUUUACAGCAGAAAAAUGACGGCUGUUUUAAACCGGAUACGGAUCAAGGGGAUACGAUCCCAUUUGCAUUUCCUACUAACGCGAACUUUUUUUUUUUUUCAAAGCCCACGCCGUCCCGAAUCCUCGUCGUUUUCCAGCGACUGCGCGCGUGCCACUGUCGAGAGCGUGUCGCGAGUAUCGCGUGAAUUUUUUAAUCGAGACACAUACACACACAUAUAAAGAAACACACACUUGCACCCGUCGAAAAUGGCAGAGACGCGAAAUUAGAACGAAACGCCUGUUCAUUUCACUCGUAACUGCCUCUCAAUGUACAACGGUUCCUUUCGUUUGGCGGACACGACGCCAUUUUGUCGAGCAAUCCGUGCGCCAUUUCGCGUGCCAACGCGGCCAGUUUGAAAUUCCGUCGAUGAGAACGAUGAAUUUGUGAAUUAAAUUUAAAUUUCCUUCGUUUAGAUUAAAUAGUAUAUCGUUUCCCUUUGUGCUUGUAAUAUUUCGUUGGUUAAGUAGUAGACAUUUUGUUAGAUCGAAGAUAUUAUAUACGGGAAAUAUUAAUUCGAUUAACCUUUCACUGGUGGUUUGAAGGAUGAUCGUGGGUAUUCAACGUCCAAUUUUUCAUCCGAACAUUUAUUUGUACAUACCGAACAUUAAUUGUGCAGGAACAAAUUUUUGUGACUGCAUCAUUUACGAGAACUGUUACGAGAACCGAAUCAUUUUUUAUUUUAGAAAUGUUCAAUUUUUAAGGGUUUAUUGAAAAUCCUGAUAUUUCAAACUAUUAAAUAAUAUAAUAAACAAAAUAAUAUAAUAAUAAUAAUAAUGAUAAUAAUUAUAAUUAUAAUUAUAAUAAUAAUUAUAAUAAUAAUAAUAAUAGACUUUUCUAUUUCGAAAUAUUCCAUUAGCGAUUUGUCACCAGUUGAAGGUUAAUUUAGUUAGGUUAUGUUCUUUGUUGGACCAUAAAUAUUAGAUAUUGUUUUUCAUUGCAAUGAUAAUAUUUUGUCAGUUAAAUGAUUGAUCACGCAAUUUUAUAGAGAAAUUUACAAUUUAUCUUAUUAUUAAAUUUACAAUUAAUCUUACAAUUUUGAUAAUAGGUAUAGGAAUACUUAGAAUCGCAUAUCGAACAAAAAAAAAAUGGUACAAUAUAUAGUGGAAAGAAAAUUAUCGUUAUUUUAUCAAUGAAGUAAAUGUCAUUUAAUGAAUCAAUUUUAUACAAUAUUUUAUUAAUCAUUAUAUUAAACAAAUAAUAUUAUUCAUGAAUGAAAAAUCAUUUUAUUAUUGAAGUUGGCACCAUCCACACAAAAAUGGCGUCGUUUCAUCAUCAUAGAUGAAGAUCACGUGCACGUAUAUACAAGUGAAACGCUUAAUAAAUUUAAAUCUCACCAAAUGAAAUAUCGUAAUUGUUAAAACACGAAAUAAUCGUUCACGGGGCGAGAUAUCUCACAGUAUUCACAGAUUAUUAUCGGAGAAUAAAAAAAUAUAGAGAUUUUCAAAUGUUAGAUUUGCUCGAUAUUUCAUAAGGCAAUUUUCUCUGUUCUUUCGCCACCCUCUGUGACACCCCCUACCCAACUUUACACGAUUUUUACGAUCUUCGAACGAUUAAAAUUAAUCUUAGACACUCUUUAAUCGAAUCAAAUAAACAUAAUUGUUAAACUAUCGAUCCAUUAUAUUAAUAACGUACGAUCCUCUUUGAACUUUACAUGUAUAUACGUAUAUAUUAUAAGAAAAGAGAAAGGAAAUAAUGAACAUAAGUGAAACGGUUAAAAUCAUAUCGCGUUGCAGAGGGUAGUCGGUAAAUCGUGCAUCAGGAUAACAAAUUAAAGGAUAACGAAUUAAUAUCGAUAUUCGUCAGUUGUGCAAGAUAUCAAAUUGUUAUUGUACGUCGUAAACGAUCAAAAAAUGAUGAAGGAACGUAUUCGAUCGUUUCGUUGCAUCGUGAUAAUCAUCGUACCAGACCUAAUUAUCGAUGGAAGGAAGAAAUAUUUGUACGUGUACGUGAACGAUGGAGAAAGGACGAAGAGAGUUAUGCGGAAGAAAAUAUUAGAAGAGAAUUGCGCUUUUUAUUGUUGUCUGCGAACUUUUGUCCCACAGAUUUUCAAUUGUACAAACAAUAAAAUAUUAUCAAAGAGAUCUAUUAUCAAGAAUCGUAAGCAAUAAAUAUAGAUACAUAGAAAUAAUCAAAUAAUAAAUUGGAUAAUUGAUUCGUAUCAUACGCGUGUUCAAAUUGAAGAAAAGGGGGGAGAAAAAAUUGGGGAAGAGUCGCUCAGAACUUCGAAUCUUCAAAUCUUUUUUUUUUUUUUUGCGAUUUGAAACUCUCGAAAAAUUCAGAUAAAGGAUAAAUAUCCUUAUUUAAUUAAUAAUGAUUCGAUAAAAUUUUUUCAUCCGAAAUAUUUACCCUUAUUUGUAAUAUAAUUAUGUAAUUUGAGAAUCAAAGAAUUUUAAUUCUUGACAAAAUAGAUUCUUCUUAGAAAGAUAGAAAGAGAGAAGAGAGAGGGAGAGAGAAAGAUAGAAAGAAAUAAACGUCUCGAUAGUUUUAACGUUUCCAGAGUUUCGAGACUUCGCAAAUAUUAUUAGGAUUCGAAGUUAAAAACAGAGUCUCUUCGACUGAUCUUUAAAAAAAAAAAAAAAAACGAUAUCUUGUGUUCAAUUUGAUAUCAUUAUCGCGAACAUUCCGAAUUUGGCGACGAUCGCCGACUGAUUGAUUUGAAGAUUGAUUUUGGAGAUAUCGUUUCUAAGAUUUCGAUGAUCGCACGCGACGUGACGGAUCCGUGGAUCGCGAAAUUAUCGUUUAACUUUGUUCCGGUUUGUUAAAUAAGCGAGGCGGCCGACUCGCUCGUUGAUUUUUAUUUGCCGUGAUCGUGGCGAGAGCGUUCUCGCCGAGUUUUAAACCUCUACCCAUUUCGAAUAUCUUCGUCGAACCUUCAAUCGAUCAUUGUUGCGUGGUCAGACAUUUUUUCUUUUUUUUUUUUUUCUUAAUUGAUAUCGUACGUGGAUAUUUAUGCGAUUUGUAAUAGGGUGUAAUAGGAUAAUUUUUUUUCAUUCGUCGAAAGAGUUUUUUGAUCUUAAAGUUGAUCAAAAAUAGGUAAAUUAUUAGGAUUCUUUUUUUUUUUUUUUUAAUCUAUGUUUUAGGAUUAAGAAGAAGUAAAAUGUGGUUGAAACGAAGGAUUGAAACGUUGUUGAGAAAGCUGAUUUUUUUUUUAUUUCUUUUUAUUUUAUUUUAUUUUUUUUUUGUUUUUAUUAAAAACUUUUAUUCCUUGACAUUUUUACGAAUUUUUCUUUUUUCUUCUUAGAAUCAAGCAAUUUAAUUUAUGAAUCGGAGCGAAUGAUUUUUCAUUUCAUUCAGACGUUUCACACUUCGUCUCGAUAGUAUACUUUAUAUAAGUCGUCUAUAUUUUAAUAGAUUUAGAAAUAUGAUGCCGAGGAUCAUUUUAUAAUAUAUCUACGAUUACAAAAAUUAAAAUUUAGUUAAAAUUUACAUUAUAUAACAAUUAUAAGAAUUAUAUAUCUGAAUUUUACAUUUAAUGAUUACUUAUAAUAACAGUAAGUAAGAAAAGUUCCAACAUUAAUUACUUACAAUAAAAAAAAAAUAAGUAAAUAAUAAAAGUUACCACAUUUUUACUUAUUUUUAGAUACUUUAAGAUCUGUGUAUCUCCUUAGAGAACGGAGAGAUGGAAAAUUUAAAAAAAAAGAGAGAGAGAAAGAGAGACAGAAAGAAUGAAAAGUUGAAUAAAUAAGGGACCGAGAUAGACGAGAAACGCGACGUGUCCUAUUUUUCGACAAAAACUCUAGUUACUUAACGAUCUAUAGCGAUUAAUUAUGCGAGAAGAGUGAGAGGGAACGAGUGAAAGAGAAAGCGAUCGAGAGACACGACAUGGGGGGAGAACAAAAGCGUAUGUAAUUAAAUUAAAACUCCUCUUGAUCGUGCCUUUUCGAUUGUUUCUUAUUUUUCUUCUUCUUCUUCUUCUUUUUAUUCUUUUCUUUUCUUAAAUUAGUCUUACAUUAGUCAUUGCUAUUAAUGUUAAACACUUUUCCUCUUUUUAUCAUGUAGAACGUAUGUAUUAAACGAUAGGAAAGAUAAUCAUAAUUCCACUAUUAUCCAAUCUGUUUCACGACGAAAUUCACGACGAGAAUCAAUUUUGAUAUUUCAUCGUUCACGAUAUAAGAUAUAAUACAUUGAGAUAUAUAUAUAUGUUUCACAAGAGAACUACGUUAAAUUAUUUUCUCGUAGGAAAUUAGCAAUAGUUAGAAUUUUUGACAUUUUAAUCUUCGUAUACACGUCUCUUUGUACACAUAUUCCAUUGAAAUUGAUUUCUUCCUGUGAGCAAAGAUUCUUUUUUCUUGAAAUUCGUAGUUUUAUUUUUCUUUUUUUUUUUUUUCUUUUUUUUAAAUUACUUUUAUGCGUCGUUACUUAGAAGAAAGAAAAUUUCGGAUUUAUCCUUUUACGAGAUGGUAUAUUCCUUUAAAGAAGAAAAUGAAACUAAGUAAUAGGGAUGUAAUAGAAAAGAAUAAUAAAUGAAAUGUUGAAUGUUUUAUAAUUUUAAAAUAUCCAGAACAAUACGUUCAAACAUUAUAUUUACUGUGCAACAAAUUGAUAUUAAAAAAUAUUAUAAAUUUACAGCAAUGUAGCAUCUUUGAUUUACAACGAGCGAGUUAACUAAUUGAUACUUGUUGAAGCUCGUAUAUCGCAUAAAUUGGGGAGAAAGAAUAAAUAAAUGAAUAAAUCGUUGCAAUUUUUUUUAAUAAAUGUCGAAGAACGCAGUAUAUCGAUCCUCCGCAAUAUAACGUAAGUUCCUUUGUUUCUGCGAAAUGUGCUGACGCCAAGCUCAAGCUAGCUGCGAAAACGUCUUUCAAAACGUCUAUUUUUCUACUAUGUCUCUUCUGCAAUUAAAAAUCAGCAAAGUCGCCUCAUGGCGAUUAAUUUCGUAUUUUUAAUCCUCGAAAGGUGUGAUUAGAUUAUAAACGGUGAUGACAGUUUCGAGUUAAUUUAUUUAAUUCUAGAGUAUUUUAUUUUACUUCGUAUUUUAUACGAUAUUUUACACGAGAAAGUCUAUAUAAUUAUAAAUGUAAGAUAAAAAAAAUUAAUAUAAAAAAAAUAACAUAUGGUUAUGAAAAUAUAAAGAUAUAUAAGAUACACUAAAAAAAAAAUCUAUGCUGUACAGAUCUAGGGAAUUAAAUAACCUAACUUCUGUCAUGAUCGUUAUACUUCAUGAUGAUUAUACUAUAUAUACUAAUUGAGGAUUAAUUACGAACGUUUCUCGGAUAACAUUUGCAAAAACUCAUCUCUAUUUUAUCCAAAUUUACAUUCCAUUCCACCGCGUCAGGCUUUUUCGUGCGAAUGAAAUUUUGAUAUCAAUCUACGUGGAGGAUCGAGAUAUUCUGUUUUCGUUCUAUUCGAUAAAUUGACCGUACAAAUUUGAGAAAAAGAGAUGGAAUAAGAAUUAACAGUUUGAAAUAAUAACGUCGAUGAAUGUUACCGAACGUAAAAUUGGUCGACAUGAUUUAGGCCGCCAUUUUAUAUAUAUUUUCCGGAAGCGGAAAAUCUCGCCUGCUUCCGGGAUCGAUUUAUACUGUAAUUGUACCUAUGUGUACGAAGCUAUACGUAAUAUAAAAUAUGAACACGCGACGCGCAGAAGAAACACACACUGUCACACCGAUUUUAAUUUUUAAGAUUAAUGCAAUAUCGAUUAUAUACGUAUAAUAAUUAGUAUGUAAAAGAACGAUGUGAAAUGGUUAUAUUAAGAUUUAGCAAGAAUUUUUCCUUUUUUUAGUAUUUUUUUUCUUUCUUUUCUCCAUUUCGAAACGAGAUGUGACAACGUUAUCGAUAUGCCGAUAGUGAUGAUGAGAAUGAUGAUAAUAAUGAUGAUGGUGAUCACUAUGACGAUGCAGCGGUAGAAUUUUUAGGCUAAUCAUUUAUUACACUUAUGAAAAAUGUCACUACUAUAGUGUUACCACUUUGAUUAUUCAAUAAAACGCGACGUUGACGGAAUCGCUGUUGAACUCA